Messenger RNA from Temnothorax curvispinosus, 1111 nucleotides. RefSeq names its product probable ATP-dependent RNA helicase spindle-E. Lineage: Eukaryota; Metazoa; Arthropoda; Insecta; Hymenoptera; Formicidae. The transcript is spliced from 3 exons. The record is from RefSeq and is a predicted model, not a curated record. Gene Ontology annotation, cellular component: intracellular anatomical structure. The annotation marks the transcript as partial. Gene Ontology annotation, molecular function: ATP binding; RNA binding.
AUGGAGAAUAAAAAAGAGUCUCGCAAGUUAGAUGUGACGUUUCAAGAUGUAGAAGACGAUAUGCAAAAACUCUUUAGAGAAGAUCCGGCUAAAGUCUAUGGAGAAUGCAAUUUUCCUAAUAGUCCACAAUCUAACAACGAUUCAUCUGUUUUGGCCAUGAAGGAUAAAAUAUUAUCGACAAUCGAAACAAGUUCCGUAAUCGUUAUUCGAGGACCAACCGGUUGUGGAAAAACCACUCAGAUUCCACAAUUUAUUCUCGAUGCCAAUAUCAAAAAGAGGCUUGACUGCAACGUUAUAGUUACGCAGCCAAGACGAAUCGCCGCGAUAAGCAUUGCCAAAAGAGUGUGUCAUGAAAGAGGUUGGCGUCUUGGCACCCUCGUGGGCUACAAAGUGGAUAUGCAACAGGAAGUCUCACCGGAAACCCGUUUAACUUAUUGCACCACCGAAAUUCUCCUGCAACAUUUGAUUCGUCAAAAGCAUUUGUUGGACUAUACGCACAUUAUAUUGGACGAAAUUCACGAACGCGAUCAAAAUUUGGAUUUUCUUUUACUUGUGAUUAAAAGAUUAUUACAAACAAAUUCCAAACAAGUUAAAAUUAUUCUCAUGUCGGCAACAAUCGACGUAACGAAAUUCGCGAGAUACUUUUCUACAAAAGUAGAAAACACGUUACGUCCAGCGCCAGUUAUCGAGAUAUCCGAGAAAAGAAAUUUUCAGAUUCGUACGUAUUAUUUGGACGAGAUAAACGAUAUGGGAAAUAUACCAAAAGUAUCCGUCGUGAAACCAAAAGUCACUCAAAGAAUGCGAGAGAUUUGCUCGUUUAUUAUCAAUAGUCUAGAUGAAAUUGAUGUGAAUGAUAACGAAGAAGACUCAAUGCCGCCUCAGAGACAUGCCGUUCUCAUAUUUUUACCAGGAAUUUAUGAAAUUGAGGAAUUAUAUAAUUACUUGUCGGUUUUCCGUGAAAAAUUGUGGGACCUAACAAUUUUGCAUUCAUUAAUUUCUGACGCUGACAAACAGCAUUGCGUAUUUCGAAAACCACCGCAAGGUUACAGACGCAUUAUACUCUCUACAAAUAUUGCCGAAAGCAGCAUUACGAUGCCUGAUGUAAAAUAUG